Molecule: messenger RNA, 5004 nt
Organism: Cottoperca gobio
Lineage: Eukaryota; Metazoa; Chordata; Actinopteri; Perciformes; Bovichtidae
Product: excitatory amino acid transporter 5-like
Exons: 11
Coding region: 298-2028 (576 amino acids)
Biological process (GO): L-glutamate transmembrane transport
Cellular component (GO): plasma membrane
Molecular function (GO): glutamate:sodium symporter activity; L-glutamate transmembrane transporter activity; neutral L-amino acid transmembrane transporter activity
Source: RefSeq, a predicted model, not a curated record
UUCUUGAACCCGACAGUUCAGCCAAAAACACAGAAACAACAACGGGACCGGGUCCAGGACGGUCCAGCAGCAGGACCAGAUUCCACAACAAAGGCGUUUGAGGAUAGUCCAGGUCUUAAGCCUCUUAGUGUCUGUAAAUCUGCCUGCAGCCUGCAGCCAGCCUGUAGCACUGCCGUUGGCUCUGAUCAUCAUGAUUUAAUCCCUCUGUGGAAAAGGUUAGCUCGUCUUUGGCUCUCAUACAUUUGUCACGCUGCCAGGCGCGAACAUUAACGGAAACGAACUGAAAACUUGGAGGGCAUGGAAGAGCUUCUUUUACCGAGCGCCGGGGAGGAGGUGCGCUCCGACCACAGUUCGUACGUUCCGGGACACGCAGGGAGGACGAUGGGGGACCGGGUGAAUACUUGCGUCAGAGGAUUGGGGAGCAUCGCAAGGAAAGUGAGGGGUUUCCUCGCGAGGCACGGGUUGCUGACUCUGUCGGUCUUCGCCGUGCUCAGCGGCUGCACGCUGGGCUUCUUUCUGAGGGGAACUCAUCUGUCCACACAGGCAAAGAUCUACUUCUCUUUUCCUGGAGAGCUGCUGAUGAGGAUGCUGAAGAUGCUCAUCCUUCCUCUCAUCACGUCCAGUUUGAUGUCAGGUCUGUCGUCGAUGGAGUCGAAGGCGUGCUGUCGGAUGGGCGUCCUGACCGUCACCUACUAUCUGUGGACCACCUUCAUCGCUGUGGUGGUCGGCAUCGUGCUCGUCAUCAUCAUCAAACCCGGCGUAGGGACAGAUAUGGAGAGCCACAGGCUGGGAGGGGGGCCCGUCAUGACCUCGGCCGACGCCCUGCUCGACCUCAUCAGAAACAUGGUUCCCUCUAAUCUGAUCGAGGCCACGUUUCAGCAGUACAAAACGGACCUGGUUCCCAUCCUCAAAGUCUCGACCAGAACCGUGCAGCCCAACUUUGUCUACGUCUUCCCCGACGAGAGUGACCCUAAAGGUCGGACGGUGUACCUGGAACUGACCCCCCCUCCGGACAUCACGUACAAGACGAGUCCCGGCACCAGCCAACAGAUGAACGUUCUAGGCAUCGUCAUCUUCUCCGCCACCAUGGGCCUGUUGCUGGGCAGGAUGGGAGAGCGAGGAGCUCCACUGGUCAAUGUCUGUCAGUGUAUCAACGAGUGCGUCAUGAAGAUCAUCAACGCUGCUGUCUGGUACUUUCCGUUUGGGAUCAUCUUCCUGGUGGCGGGAAAGAUCCUGGAUAUGCAGGAUCCGAGCACGCUGGGGAAGAAGCUGGGCUGGUACGGCAUCACUGUGCUCGCCGGCCUCUUCGUCCACGGACUGAUCCUCCUCCCUUUCUUCUACUUUGUCCUCACUAAGAAGAACCCCUUUACCUACAUCCGCGGGCUGCUGCAGGCCUUGGUGAUCGCCCUGGCUACCUCCUCCAGUUCUGCCACGCUGCCCAUCACUAUGAAGUGUUUGUUGGAAAACUGCCAUGUUGAUCGGCAAAUCGCCCGCUUUGUACUCCCCGUGGGCGCCACCAUCAACAUGGACGGGACGGCGCUGUACGAGGCAGUGGCGGCUAUCUUCAUCGCUCAGGUUAAUGACUAUGAGCUGGAUUUCGGGCAGUUGGUCACAAUCAGCAUCACGGCUACAGCUGCCAGCAUUGGUGCAGCUGGUAUCCCUCAGGCCGGUCUGGUUACCAUGGUGAUUGUACUGACAUCAGUGGGUCUGCCGCCAGAUGACAUCACACUCAUCGUGGCCAUCGACUGGAUCCUCGACAGGUUUCGGACCAUGAUCAAUGUUCUGGGAGAUGCUCUGGCGGCGGGAAUAAUUGCCCACCUCUGUCGGAAAGAUUUCCCCCUCAAUAGAGCAGGAAAGGCCGGACGAUCUUACGGGACGCAGAAUCCUCACGCUCACAACAACUCUAACAGUGUAGACGUGCCAAUGACGGAGAUCAACACAAACAAAGACCCUAUGUUCGAAACAACGGGCGACUUGGCGGGCGAGAAGUACGCACACACUGUCUAUUACAACAUCUGUCAGGUGUGAUCGGAGCAGCUCGCUUCAAAACACCACCAAGUCCGUUUAAAUUUCACCGUGCCAUCUGAACAGGAGACUGACUUUGUGGUAACAGAGCAUGAAUCUUCUGAGCAGCAACUGCUUUGAGUUUAAUUUAGGUGACAAGAAAUGUGGUUUAUUUGGCCAAAAGUGGAUUGGAGAUUCAUUUUGAGCUUUGUCAGUGAUGACAGAACAAUAGCUCCAACAAAAAGGACCAUUUUUAAUGGAAACUCGCCAUCAACGCUUACUUGCAAGCUAGAAAUCCAGAAGCAUCUCUGGUUACCGUUGAAGAACAGGAUGAACCAGAGGAUUAUGGGUAUCAAACCUUAAUGCCUCUUGGGUACUGAUCGAAAUGUGUAUGUAGUACAGUGGAUCACUGUCAGGUACCGAAGAGUUUCUUUGGUGCAAAAAACAAAACAAAAAAAGAAAAGAAAAUGGACAAGAUGGAAGAUGGAAUGCUACGUUUCAUCCCUGAACUCUUGUUAUGAGCUUUGGUUAGUCACAUAAAAAAAUGUCAGACACAAGCAGCCAAAAUGAGUUUCCAUCACAGGGUUACUCGGUUCAGUUUUUACUGGUUUUGCACCAAAUUCUGAGAAGCUGAUCAUUGAGUGGAUUACUUUGCAUGAAUGGAGCUCAGAACUUAAAAUAAAAUAAAAUAUAAAUUGUACAAUGUCACUAACUAGGAUGCCACAAACUACUGGAGCUUAUUUGGAAAUGGUGGAUUUUGAAUCCUCUUUUAAUGGACGGACACACACACACACACUUAGACUCUGCAUUUAACCCAUCCUAGUAUUAGGAGCAGAUGUUAUAGUAUCAGCGCCCAUUGAGCAGUGUGGGGGUCCCGUGCCUUGCUCAAAGACACCUCUCAGAGUACCCUUUGACUAUUUGCGGUCAAAAUUACAUUUUGUUCAACUUUGGCCGCAAGACCUGUUCUGCCGCAGGCUCUAUCGCAGAGACCACCUCCGCUCUACCCGUUGAACAUAAUGGCUAUGCUCUGCAUGUCCGGUGCGAAAACCCAGGGACUAGGUGAGGAGCUCAGAGGAAAACCGAUGCCCCCUUGUUUCGAAAGGAGCCAGUCGAGGUGUUUCAGGUAUCGGAUCUGGAUGCCUCCCUUUAGAGGUUUUUCAGGUACGUCCAAAUGGGAAGAGACUACGAGGAGACCAAGAACACACUAGAGGGACUGUACAGCUCAUCAGACCUGAGGACCUGUAGGACAUCUGGACUACUCUGACCCAGACCCUUGUAAACUAUUUUUUUCAAGUGAUACCCUCACAGUUGGCUGUAGGCUACAUUUGUACAGCUACUCUGAAUAAAUGGACCGAAUCCUGAUUUUCCAGAACAAUUCCACUUCUUUGUUAAGAUAGAGAUAGCUUAAGAAACCACGUUGGAUCACAUUGGAUGAAAUUUAAAAUACACAGCAGUUGACCUAAAAACAAAGCUAAAAAGCUUGGACCCCUCUUUUUGGAUGCUUUUGUCUUUUAUCAGGGAUCUUCCGAAGGGACAAACUUCUUUGUGCGGCCAUUUGUUCUAUGCCACAGCAUUGUUUUGCUCGCUCCCAUUUCAACAAACCCUUGACUGAACUGUGUAUUGGAUUGGCUGGUGCUCAAUGCUGCCUGUUUAGACUGGUUGAAGGGUUAAAGGGUAAUCCGUCCAAUCCGGCUGGAUCCAAGUGCUCUUUGUCUUGCAGAUCAACCGUCUACUUAUUUUUCUUCUUCCUCUGUCUUGUUUGUAUUUGGCAGCAUGCUGGCAUGCGUUCUAACUGGCUUCACUUGAAGUUGACGUGCAUUAUUUUCUUCUGUUUUUGAAUGUUGCAAAGUAAGCAAAGUGCUGUAGGGAUUAUGCCAUCACUAGUUGCAGCUAAGAGAUGCUAGUUUGGGUUUAGUUACUACUUAAGUGUAUAUUACCUUAAAUUGCUUACUUACAUCUAAGAUUGGGAAUCAUUACCGAUAAUGUGAGUUUGACAAAGACAGUAGAUGUCACGGUUUGCUUGGCUCCAGCUGCAUCUCUACUCCAAUCAAGCCAGUAUUUAAGCCAGUAUUCAGAGCCCAAUUGUUUUGUCUGGAGAAGUGUUUGGACCAAAAUGCAGCACACAGGAAACCAGGAACAGUUGAUAAGGAUGUUUAAUGUUAGAGCUCGGCAGGUAGAGGGCAGGACAGAUAAUGAGCACAGGGUAAUGCAAAAAAACAAGCAGACAAACAGUAGGGGACAGACAAGCUAGAUUGUGGCCGGGCAGAGGAUCGGGAAUCAGAAGAGACGUGCAGGUGAGGGUCAGGCAGGGUCGGCAACAGGAAAUCAGUCCGCAGUACAAUCUGGCACUGAGUGUACAGGAGAGGCUUAAGUACGGGCUUGAUUGGAGAUGAGCUGGAGCCCCGGUGAGCUGAUGAGGUGGGAGUGGCUGGCUGGUGAGGGGAGGUGGAGGUGGGGUCAGUAGAAUAAUACAGAGGAGCUGCAGGUAAGGAGAGAAGCAAACCGUGACAGUGGAUUUGAAAACAAUGAGUUCCUAGAAGGUAAGAAAAAGGUCUAAAUAUGGAUGUUUUGGAAGAUGGUCAGGAUAAUUAAAGUAUUACGUUAGCAUUACAUGAUUUAUAGUUAAGUGGCUAAAAUAUGGACAAUACAGUCCGAUAAACUUACUGAUGGUGCAUGAAAUAUUUAAAGUUUUAUGGUGAAGUGCUCCUUGAACUUCUCUGUUUAAGUAGCCGAGUUGUUUCAUUAGAGCUAAACGCGAAAACCUAGACCUGCCUUAAUUUGACUGUUGACCUUCUGUCAUUUUAAUCUACAAACCUCAAUGUUCAUCUGCCAACGCACACUGACAAACUGCAACAUUUUCAACUUUUACCAAAGCACAAUUUUCCUCAAACUGCAUCAUGUACAUACUUCAUUUGUUGUUUUUUUAUAUGAAAUUUAUUUUUGGACUUUGUAAUUUAUGUUUGUUUAUAUUUAAAAAAAUAAAUGUACUUGUAUACUUAA